AUGUCCGCUGUUGCUCCAUACUUGAAGACCAUUGCUUCUAGAAGAACUAUCUACGCUCUAAAGCCAGAAUUGCCAUCCGGUGUUACUAUCAAUGACGUUCAAUCUACCAUCCAAGCUAUCGUCAAGGAAACUCCAACUGCUUUCAACUCUCAAGUUAACCGUGCUGUUAUCUUGACCGGUGAAACCCACAAGAAGGUCUGGGACAGUGUUGCUAACGCCAUUGCCGACCCAGCUGGUAAGAAGAGACCAGAAUCUGUCAGAGAUGAAGCUUACGGUUCCGUUAUCUUCUUCACUGAUGACAAGACCACCGAAAAGCUACAAGCUGACUUCCCAGCUUGGUCUGCCGCUUUCCCACAAUUCGCUGACCACGCCUCUGGUGCCGCUCAAAUCAACUCAUGGGCUGCUUUGGAAGCUUUGGGUCUAGGUGGUCACCUACAACAUUACAACGGUUACGUUAAGGCUGCUUUGCCAUCCAAGAUCCCAGCCUCUUGGUCCGUUCACUCUCAAUUGGUCUUCGGUGCUCCAGGUGCUGCUCCAGGUGAGAAGACUUACAUUGACAACGAAGUCGAAAUCUUCAACUAA
Molecule: messenger RNA, 582 nt
Organism: Nakaseomyces glabratus
Lineage: Eukaryota; Fungi; Ascomycota; Saccharomycetes; Saccharomycetales; Saccharomycetaceae
Gene: HBN1
Product: nitroreductase family protein
Biological process (GO): cellular response to oxidative stress
Molecular function (GO): oxidoreductase activity
Source: RefSeq, a predicted model, not a curated record